UACGCUACCCAGAGUACUAAGCGAUCGGCAGGCACGCUCCAAGUGUGCGCAUGCGCACUAUGACUCAGCAGUCCCGCCGGCUCGCCCCGCAGUUGCGUGUUCAGUCAGAGUGCUGAAGGCGAGAAUUUGAGCUGCGAGCGCGGACGGGACGGGUGCGUGCGCGCGCUCCCUCCCCUCCCCCCACCGUGGCCAUGAUAGUGUUCGUCAGGUUCAACUCCAGCCAUGGUUUCCCAGUGGAGGUUGAUUCAGACACCAGCAUCUUCCAGCUCAAGGAGGUGGUUGCUAAGCGACAGGGAGUUCCAGCUGACCAAUUGCAUGUGAUUUUUGCAGGGAAGGAGCUUAGGAAUGACUUGACACUGCAGAACUGUGACUUGGCCCAGCAGAGUAUAGUUCAUAUUGUUCAGAGUCCCCUAGACAGUGGUCAGAAAAGGACUGAUGUUGAAACUGCCAACGCUGGAGGUAUUCUAGGAGGCAUGGAAAAAGAGCCUGAAAGUCUAACCCGUGUAGAUCUUAGUACCAGCAUCCUCCCAUCUUAUUCUGCAGGGCUGGCUGUUAUUCUGGAUACUACAGACAACAGCAUUUCCCUUCCAUCUGAUAAAUCAGGUGCAGCUAGUUACAACAGUUUUUAUGUUUUCUGCAAAAGUUUCUGCCAAACUGUGAAGCCUGGAAAACUGCGGGUCCGUUGCAGUACAUGUAAAGAAGGGACACUGACUCUGACAAGGGGUCCAUCUUGCUGGGAGGAUGUGCUGAUGCCAAACAGAAUAGCUGGCACUUGCCAAUCCCGAAACUGUCGUGGAGAUAUAGCGGAGUUUUAUUUUAAAUGUGGAGCACACCCAACUUCUGACAGUGAAACAUCUGUGGCUUUGAACCUCAUUACAACAAACAGCCAGCAUAUCACAUGUAUAACAUGCACAGAUAUUAGAAGUCCUGUGCUGGUGUUCCAGUGCUUGCAUCGCCAUGUCAUUUGCCUAGACUGCUUCCAUUUAUACUGUGUGACUAUGCUGAAUGAUCGCAAGUUCAUCCAUGACCCUGUGCUUGGCUACUCUCUCCCAUGUGUUGGUAAGUUUUUGUUUUUUUAAACUAUUCUUGCCCUAAUCUGCAGAAAAAUACUGUUGAUUUCAAAUCAAGUUGUGGGGUUUUGUGCGUGUUAUUUUAAAAAUAUGUCUAUGGAAUUAUAAUGUGUAUUAGUAGUUGUUUCAUCUGAUGGAAAAUAUUUUUGUUAU
Messenger RNA from Chrysemys picta bellii (western painted turtle), 1223 nucleotides. The record is from RefSeq and is a predicted model, not a curated record. Lineage: Eukaryota; Metazoa; Chordata; Testudines; Emydidae.